Rhizophagus irregularis DAOM 181602=DAOM 197198 is the source of this 840-nucleotide messenger RNA. RefSeq lists its product as uncharacterized. NCBI's taxonomy places the organism in Eukaryota, Fungi, Glomeromycota, Glomeromycetes, Glomerales, Glomeraceae. The record is from RefSeq and is a predicted model, not a curated record.
AUGUUUGCUAAAUUGUGUAUAUACGCUUUCUUUUUAAUUGCGAUCACAACUAUAACCAUAGGAGCAUUUCUAGAGGUAUCAUCAAAAUUGACUAGUCACCAUGCUCAAUUGGAAAAGUAUGGACCACCAAAUCAGCAGUCUCUGAGUCGCCGUGGACAUUUGAAUAAGCGACUUCAAUUUGUCGAGUGUAAAGAUGGGAACGAUGUACUCCUUGAUUCAUAUUGUAACAAAUUGAGAAAAAUAAUUGUUCAUUGUCAACAUCCUGAUGGUAAACUCAUCACUUUUAAUAAAUCAUGUAAAAAGGAAGAAGUAUGUAUUGAUUAUAAUGAUGCUAAUGGAAAUCAUCAGGCACUUUGUAUAGAAAAUCUAUAUGUCAGAACAUGGACUAGUAUUGAUUAUAAUAAACUUUCCUGUUCAUCUGAUACAGCAUACAUUCAAGGGGGAGAUUUGCAUACCGGAGUGAAUACAUACUAUGAUGAUGAUGAGUACCCAGCGGAAGUGUAUCAACUACAGACAUUUUUGUCAGAACAAAUGGUUGAAAAUAACUUUUAUAAACACAAUAUCACUAAAGAAUUCCAUGAUUAUCGCAAUACUGAAAGGAUAAAAUACUGUUUCACUCCAGGAAGCAAUCUUAAAAUAACAGCUUAUGCUGUAGCUAUAAAUUUUGAUCCUAAAGCGGGAAAUGAUAAAGGAACACCUAUAAUAGGAGAUUUGAUAAUUGAUGGCGUUGCCGGUCUCAGCAAUUUCUUGGAAUUUAUGGCGACUUUUGAAGAAGAAGUUGAAGACGCUUCUUGUGAUGAUGAUGAUGAGCUCAGUUCACCUAAUCUUCUAACACUCUGA